Molecule: messenger RNA, 897 nt
Organism: Aspergillus aculeatus ATCC 16872
Lineage: Eukaryota; Fungi; Ascomycota; Eurotiomycetes; Eurotiales; Aspergillaceae
Exons: 1
Coding region: 1-897 (298 amino acids)
Source: RefSeq, a predicted model, not a curated record
AUGCACAAACCAUCGCUGGCUCAAAUCGUGCACAGCGCACUGUUCCCACGGCCGCGUGCGAGCGACCCGGCAACAUUCUCAGCUCAUAUCACCCGUAACCUGGUUCCCGAGGUCCGCGUUGAAACGUCCACUUUCUAUGGAUCGCUCGACUGCAUCGAAGCUCAAUAUCCAGGACUAGACUACUCACAUGGCCCUCACCGCAUGAGGCUCAGCCGGUUUCCCUGGCACCGCAGACUGUUCAGGGCCUUCGAUGAGUUGGGCCUGACAGAGGCGGAGAUCUCGUCCCUCUGCCGCUGGGAGGGAACCAAGUCAGCUCGUGAGCGAUAUGAGAUCGAGGAGGGCGUGAAGGUACGCGACACGACUGCAGAUAGUAUUCGACCUGCAUCCCCUUCUCCUCUUCCGUCCGUCGAAGUGCACUACGAGGACGGCCCGGAACCCGCCAAAGAACCGGAACGCAGAGCAGAUAUGCCGACCCCCGAAGUUCGCACCCCAAGCGACGUCAUUGAUGACCGCGGCAUUGACUGUAUCCUUGAAGAAACCGUCGAGGAAGAUUACAGCGAGGAUGAAAUGGAAAGCUGCGGGGUGGAGCUGAACCAUCGUCUACUGGCCGCAAGCGCUGCGCGCGAACAGGGUGCCAAUGUACCACUGGACGAAGACUGGGAACAAUGGUUGAAGGAAGCCGGGGAACGGGGAAGCUAUACUGACGUGGUGAAUGCAAUUCGAAUGGGUCAGCCCUUGGGAUACCUAUACGACAUACCAUCCUCGGUGCCUCACAUGGGUCGAGCAGGCAUUCGCCCCACCAGCUCGCUAUCAGAGCCAUUCACACUACCAUCGCCAUCCACUUUGCUCGCUUCUCGACGAGCAGGAGGCCACGCGCCCUCCCGAGCUGCUCGUUAG